Messenger RNA from Meleagris gallopavo (turkey), 6737 nucleotides. The record is from RefSeq and is a predicted model, not a curated record. Lineage: Eukaryota; Metazoa; Chordata; Aves; Galliformes; Phasianidae.
AUGGCUGGAAGGUCACAGCUGAUGGAGAUGAGGGGAGAAGGAGGGGUGAGUUGUUCCUUGAGGAGGUGGAGGCAGAGCUGGCUGUUGUUCAGGCUUCCUGAGGCCAGCUCCUCCUGUCCUCCAAACAACCAAUGUACACCAAAGUUAAUUUCCAUGGUUAGCAGUGGUUCCAAAGAAAAUGAGCAGGCACACAACUGCCCAAACAGGAUGGAGCUGAUAGAAGUUACGUGCAAAAGAGAAAUUGGUUGUGUGAAUUACAAAUUCAGUGAUUUUAAAAACAAAGUGGUGGAGAGCCGAGGAGGAAUCAUGGACAGCGUACAGAGAUUCUCAAACCUGCCAACGUACCUCCCUGCCAGCUAUCACAUCUGCAACGCUGAUGUUUUCUUCUUCCUUAAGGAAACCAACCAGGACAUCACGAGGAACUCCAGUUUGCAGUCCAGGGUGGAUUCAUUCCUUAUAUACAAAUCCAAACUGCCGCCCGUCCUAAAUGCCACAUACGGACCCUUUUCUGUGGAGCAGGCUGUUCCCUUGGACCUCAUGCUGUCUUCUACAUCUUUUGGUUUCACAAAUGAAUUCACUUUCAAUUGGAAAUUGAAAUCACACAUAAUAGACAGUUCAAUUUAUUCCAACAAACCUAAGAUACAAACCUUGUUCUAUAUUGCGGGGAAAGACUGGGAUGACUAUGACCCUGAGGAGAGGUUGCCUUGCGUGAAGAUGUUUGCUUUCCUGGAAUCUAGAGAAGUGGUGGCCAGCUGCAGGUUGAAAGGCCAACUGGGAUUAUGUGUUGCAGAGCUGGAGUUAUCUCCCAGCUGGUUCAGCUCCCCUCCACCCCUGGUUUCAGAGGAUACAGCUCCCCUGGAAGGGGUUACUGUGGAGCUCUUCUAUAAGAUUUAUACAGCAGAUGGGGAAUGUUCUCCAGAGGAUGAAAAGUGGGAGAACAAUAUUCACGCGGAUCAAGAUAAUGAACGGAAGGCUUUGCCAGCAAUGGAGAGGAUUGGUAGCAUUGUUGUUUACCCAAAUCAAGACACAUUAAAACAGUCUGCACUGAGGCUAGAUGAGAAUGUUGUAAUCCGCUUGCCACUCAGCCCGGUCAAAGAAGGGGAUGUUGUGACCUUCCAUGUAUCCCUGGCAGAUGACUCUCUUGCAGACCAGUUUGUUUUAAGAAUUAAGACUGCCCCAGGUGUGAAGAUCUUGGACAUCAGAGUCAGCGAUGCGGACCAGUGGGGAGUUCAAGAGGAGACUGAUAGCGCCAGGACCACUGCCACGAUCACCUGCAUGCACAAUGACCCAGACCCAGAAAGCAGAGCAAACAUCACCUCCUAUGAGAUCCUGCAGAUGGACUUUGAGAUCGACAACACCAGCAGCCCGGCGGGGGCCCAGCAGAUCACCUGGCAGGUGGAAUACCCUCGAGAUGAUUCUCUGAGCGAGCUGGUGGUCUCUGAGAUCUUUGUCAGCCGAACGAUGUUUGCUGGAAUUGUUCCUCUUGCCAUGGACACAGAAGUCCUUAACACAGCCAUCCUGACGGGCAAAACGGUGUCAGUUCCAGUCAAGGUUGUUGCAGUGCAGGAGGAUGGGUCGGUCGUCGAUGUUUCAGAGUCCACUGAGUGCAAAUCAGCUGAUGAAGACGUCAUAAAGGUUUCUGACAGAUGUGACUCCAUCUUCGUUAAUGGCAAGGAAAUGAAAAGCAAAGUGGAUACUAUUGUUAACUUCACUUAUGAGCAUUUUACCACCCAGUUAGAAGUGACGGUCUGGGUUCCACGGCUGCCGCUGCAGAUAGAGAUCUCUGACACAGAGCUCAGCCAGAUCAAAGGCUGGAGGAUACCCGUCACCUCCAAUAAGAGGCCUACCCGUGACAGUGAGGAUGAAGAAGAUGAUGAGAAAAAAGGAAGAGGCUGCACUCUUCAGUAUCAGCAUGCUAUGGUGCGAGUCCUCACACAGUUUGUAGCCGAAUCCUCUGAGUUUGGAGGCUACCUGACCUAUAUGCUAGGCUCUGAGUGGCAGUUUGACAUCACUGACCUUGUGACUGAUUUCAUGAAGGUGGAAGAUCCUAGGAUUGCUAAGCUUCAAGAUGGCCGAGUUCUGGUGGGUCGGGAGCAUGGCAUCACCACAGUCCAGGUUCUGUCACCUCUUUCUGAUUCCAUCUUGGCAGAGAAAACAGUGGUAGUUCUAGAUGACCGUGUAACUAUUACAGAUCUAGGAGUACAAUUAGUUUCAGGCUUGUCCCUCUCCUUACAAACCAGCAAAGGAAAUAAGAGAGCUAUUGUAUCCACCACCUCUGCGUAUGACAUCCUUCAUACACCAAAACAGGAAGCCAUAGUCAGUGCUUGGAUUUUGUUCAGUGAUGGGUCAGUGACACCAUUAGAUAUUUAUGACUCCAAGGAUUUCUCAAUCACCAUCACUUCACUGGAUGAGAUGGUAGUAUCUGUACACCAGAAUCUUCAGUCAAAAUGGCCUGGGAUAGUGGCAGAAGGGGAUGGUCAAGGACCUGUAAUUAAAAUUGAAAUGAUCAUCAGUGAACCAUGUCAGAAGACAAAGCGAAAGAGCAUUCUGGCUGUUGGAAAGGGAAGCGUCAAAGUGAAGUUUGGUCAAAAAGAUUCUGAUCAAAAAGAAAGCACCAAUGACAUUGAUGAUACAGAUAAAGAUUUUAAAAGCCAUGCAAGCAAUUCCAUAGAAAAAACUGCAGAACAAGAGAGGACAGCACAAGAAUGGUCCAAAAAUGGAGUCCUUAGUAAUCACGAGGACAAUGCAAACAAAAGCACAACUUUCAUAUCUCCCAUUGAUCAGGAUUCCCUGGAGGAUGACCAGCUCCAAAAUAACCCAACUGCCUUCACAGGUUUUCCUGCCCAAGUAGAAAUACCAGGAGAGAACAAUCCCAGUGAUCUCACAUUGACUUCAAGAGGAUUAACAGAUUUAGAGAUCGGCAUGUAUGCCCUGCUGUGUGUUUUCUGCUUAGCAAUCUUGGUCUUUUUGAUUAACUGUGUGGCAUUUGCUUGGAAAUACAGACAUAAAAGGUUUGCUGUGAGUGAGCAAGGCAACAUCCCCCAUUCCCAUGAUUGGGUCUGGCUUGGAAAUGAGGUUGAACUGCUGGAGAACCCAGUUGACAUUUCACUCCCAUCAGAGGAGUGCACUACCAUGAUUGACAGAGGAAUGCAGUUUGAAGAAAGCAACUUUCUCCUUAAUGGGAGUUCUCAGAAGACUCUUCAUAAUCAUAUCCUCAGAUCUUCUGAGUACCUUUGUGAAAAAGAAGUUAAAAGUGAACCUAUAAAUCCUUCUGGGCCAAAGCAGAAGCGAGUGAAGUUCACUUCCUAUACAACAAUACUGCCGGAGGAUGGAGGCCCCUACACCAACUCAAUUCUAUUUGACAGUGAUGAUAAUAUUAAAUGGGUAUGCCAAGAUAUGAAUCUUGGUGAUUCCAAGGAACUUAGGGACUAUAUGGAAAGACUGCAAGACAAUAUGUAAAACUACUUUCUUAUGUUUGUAAUCACCUUUAUGCCUUCUGUUUAUGGAUGGUGGAGCGGUCAGUCCAGUCAGCAAUAGGAACAAGACAGUUCAACCUUGGAGUUACUGAGAUGAUAAUCUGGCAUCACUGAGCAGGUACAAGAGGCUGGCUGAGUUAAACCUGUUUCACCACAAACCAGGAUGUGCCCCUAAAGCAGCUACCUGUAGGUGUUGAAGGUGUCACACAUGAUGGCUGUUUUUGUAUACUGCCUGGUACUAGCAAAAUGCUAAUACAACUACGCUCAGACUCAGAGGAGACUUCAUUUGUUUGUCAUUUCUCAUGAUAAAUGGUAAAUAAGAAAAGAAAGCGAUCUUUGUUUGAUUGAUUUUUCUAGUCGUCAUUCUUUGUAAAGCACAGUGGACAUUUCUUGCUUACAGCCUGAGACAUGGCUUAUAUUAAAAGGGAUAUGAAUGAAUCUGAUCUUAUUGCCUACGUGCAAUGCAGCCAAGUAGUCUUACUGUUUUUUACACAUAUAAAAAACCCCAUGUGGUUAAUUUCCUUUUGUAUCGUUUAUGAAUUUUAUUUGACUUAGGGAACAUUAUUUCCAUUGAUCUUUUUUUUGUUUCUGUUGUACCAAAGUGAAGUACAGUAAUAUUUAUAACAAUUUAGGUUUUCCAUUCAUCGGCAUCAGCUCCUAGAGAUACCUCCUUCAUCACUGAUUAUCUUCCUUCUUUCCAUGUGAAUAUGUGGGUCAUUAGAAACAUAGAAAGGUGUUAGAACUCUUACUGGGAAAGGGUUUUAUCUUACAGGGAACUGUAAAUACAAUAAUAAACAACCCUGGAAUAUGAAAAUCAAGGAGCAACUCCGGGUUUACUUUUGUCAUUGCUUACAUGAAAAGGUAACCUGCAAACAAACAGCACACACUUCAAAGGAAAACACAGCAGCUUCGUUGACAAUACACUUUAUCAGAAGGAGAAAACCAAAUACGGUACUGAAAUGCAUAGAAUAGGAAGGAGCAAAUAGCAAAGAAGCAAAGGCUUGGAGUCAGUGUUACACAUUACUAAUAAAUUAAUACACUGAUGGUAGAGUUUAGCAGGACGUCAGAUUAUGCUCCAGACACCCACUAAGCCAUCACAGACCAUAAGGCUGCUAAGAAAAAAAAAAAACCACAAAUAAGCUACAUUAAGUCAUUUUUCAUUAAAAAGGGAACAGGAAAGAAAAUGCCCAGUGGGCACAUUAUAAAAUGACUAUUUGCAGUUGUAACAAGGAACAGAUGCUGAAGGUUUAAAGCUGCCCUUGCACAGGUAUUAUGUGUAUAUUUGUGUGGAAGAAUAACUGAAAUGUGUUGAGAAUUACAUUUAGAAAAAAGCUGAAGCUACAUGAUGCUAAAAAAACCAACACACAAUAAAGCACAGGUUCUUCUGAUGGAUAAGGUCCAAACUAUGACAGCCUCACGCACCGUUGCUCCCACAUUUCGAGAUAAAACCUUAAUUCGGUGAUUGUGUUCUGAUAUUAGAACAGACCAGAUAACCUUUACUCUGGCAAAUUAUGCAUUUGGACCCUAUUCCACCACUGGGAACAUGUUUAGUAUAACUACUGCAAAAUACCAGAAUUUAGAUAGUGAGACUACAAAGCAAAAUGAGGACACCAGGCUUAUGAAAGUGAUUAAAGACUUUUGCUUGCUGGCGUUGAACUGCAUAGUCAGGGAAAAGCAUCUGUUAUAAUCCAAUUUUAAGCAGAUAAAGUACCAAACCACCACGAUGCUUCCAUUUGAUAAGGGAUGCAGCGCUUGUACUGAAGUGAAAUCUCAGAAUGUCUAACAAAUGUUUCCCUCCUCUUUAAAUGCUCCAGAUCUCAUGAGGAACCAUUAAUUCCUUCUAUGAUCCUUGUUAAUAAGAACAGGGGAAAAAAAAAUCCCUUUUUAAGAUUUAGCAUCUCUUCCCAACGUGCUCUUAUCUGAGAGCGCCUCGCAGAGAUUAACCUUGUCCCAAUACCCAGCCCGGUCCUCCUCUGUAUAAAUCAAUCACCAAUAAACCUAAACUAGACAUGAGGCAGCGUGGCGAUGGUACUUGAGCAGGACAAACAGCAUUGCUGUUUCCAUGAAUGCAUACCCAGCAGCUUACCAGUGCAACCAGGAUCUUGCAUGCACUGUACUCAGCUCUGUAACCCACUUCAGUGUGGCCACAGUUCUGCCAACUGCAUCAGCAGAUGCUGAAUUCCGGCCCUGGUCACUGUGGCACACUGAAUGGAGAGACCUACAGCUGUGCUCAUUUGCUCUUCUGAAUCUUUACUGCGUGACAGAAAGCAACAGCCACUUCUAAACUGGAAGGAAAAGAAUUUAGAUGAAUAUAGUAGGUAUGAAGCAUAGUCCUGGGUUGAAGUGCAGUACUUUUGAAAUGAAAUAUCUCACGUUUUCCUAUCAAAAUAACAUACUUCGAAUGUGAAUUUAAUUUAAAAUAAUUCAAAACAAGUGAAACCAUUUUCAGAUGCACCUAUUUUUUUUUCCCCCCCAGGGAGUCAAAGCUCUUCUUUAUUUAAAAAAAGAAUGAAAAAGGUCUUUUACUCAAUGGAAUACAUCAUAUUCUGCUGUGAAAUGAACAGCAUUUGUAGAUUAAUAAAAGAGGCUCUGGUUUUGAGAUUAUUGAGCAGAGGAAGUCAGGUGAUUAAAAGCCAUGAUAUGUAAGCAUGCAAGAAACUAGAAUUGUCUAAAAAAGAAAACAAACUAUACAGAUUAAUCAGAAUUGUGCUUCAGUAGGUGCCUAGGGAAGCAACACCUGUAAUCUAUUGCUGAAUAAAGAGAACAUCUUAUUUAUAGCAUAAAGAGAGAAGGCACAGUAGGCGAGUUUCUUUGCCUGAUAGCUAGAAAAGACAAUAUUUGGUAUCAAUGCAUAAGGAAGGAACAAUUCAACAAGCAAAGAGAGGGUUAAUGAAAAAUAGGGAGUUUGUGAACUGUAAAAACAGAGCUGAUGCCAGACCCUCAGCUCUUGUAAAUCAGAGCUGAGGCACUGAUGCCAGCUGAAGAGCUGGCAUUCAGAGAACACAGAAGAGCUAGUGGUUUUCAUCUGUUUGGAACUUACUUCAUUCGAACACACAGCCUAGCUCCAUGUGGCUUGUCUAUGCAUUCUUUCUCAUUUAAUAAGAAUUAAGGAAACGAGUACCCUGCUCUCCUCUUGAUGUAGAACCACACAGAGUAAUGUUUUGAGCUGCUGUUUCUUAAUUCAUACUGGGGAAUGUACAAGAAAAUCCUACAGCCAUAUGACACAGUACAAACAGUCCAUGAUAGAAUGGAAAAAAAAAA